Messenger RNA from Trachymyrmex septentrionalis, 2962 nucleotides. RefSeq names its product nose resistant to fluoxetine protein 6. Bases 542 to 2902 code for a protein of 786 amino acids. Gene Ontology annotation, molecular function: acyltransferase activity, transferring groups other than amino-acyl groups. The record is from RefSeq and is a predicted model, not a curated record. NCBI's taxonomy places the organism in Eukaryota, Metazoa, Arthropoda, Insecta, Hymenoptera, Formicidae. The transcript is spliced from 10 exons.
CCGACCCGUACAGUUGAUCCGUGGUCAUCCAGCAGGACAGAAGGAUCCAUUUGGAGACGCACGUAGUCGAUCAUCUUUUUUAUAUUCAUUUUUUUCUUUUUCUUUGUGAGAACGGACGUAACAACAUAAACGUCUGAAAGUUAUCAUGAACUUGAAAAAAUUUCGGGAUUCUCUAAUAGGCAACUCAGAGAAGUGAAGAUGCAAAUAUAAAGCAGUCUUGUUCAGACGUGAUUAAGGGCUCCAUCGUUCAAAUGCUGAAAUAGAUACGCAAGUUUUUUUGACAAAUUAAUGAUAUUUCUUGCAAUGUCACGAGCAUCCUGACAGAAAAUCGAUGUUUUAUUUGCUCAAAGUUAAAUAUUUUGUGAAUUUUUGUCAGUAAAUCAAGAAGAUCGACUGCCAGAAGAAGAGAAAAUUUUUUGCUGAUCUUGACAAUUGAUUUCAAAGAUUUGCCUAAACAUCGAUUAUGUGGAUCUAGUGAAUCUCGCUGAAAUUUUUUGUAAACGCUAAAUACAUCUUUCCUGUGAACAUUUAUGAGAUAAACAUGGGGAGCAUAAUGCACCUGCCGUUCUUAACUUCACUCAUAUUUUCCGUGAUCUAUAUUUCUAUCCAUGCCGAAGAAACAUCUACAAAUAUUCCGAACAAUGCCGCAGAAGAACCGACUCUUCGAGUACGAAGCUUGCCAAUGACGAUCAAUAUAGUUGAAAAAAACUGGACCAGCCUGUCGGAGAUGUUGGAUAUUUUUAGUGCGCGUAAUUUAGUAAGAAAUUGGAUCGAAGGAAAGUACCCGGUCGGAGUACAAUGCGGCAAAGACAUUACGACAUACAUCGAUGCUCUAAAGAAUGAAGAACUAUGGGCUCUUAAAGUUGAUGAUGCAUCUGGUAGAUUCACUAAUGGAUUUUUCUGGGGUAAUACUUAUUUUACGGGAUCAGCUACUGAAUGUGACUACAUUGGAACAGAUUGGAAUCCAUCACAUCAUACAUAUUCAAAAAAUCACGUAAAAAACCCCAAAGUUACAAUCAAUACAGGUCUUAGUGGAGCUACCUGGUCCGAAACAGAUUCCGUGGAAGUGCCUUUUCAACUAGGAUUUUAUAUGCUAAAACUUUCUAUAAACGUAUCUUACACGCCAACAAAACUGAUUCACUUGGGCGUUUGUCUGCCGUUCUCAUGCACUGCUUCUGACGUCGCCGUGAUCGGGAAACUCGCCGCAAGCGAAUUUGCAGCGAAGCAUUCGACGAUUGAAAAAGUCAGAGACCAGCAUAUUUCAUACAAUAUGUACACAGAUCCAGUUUUCUGGGUUCUAUCCGGUGUCAGUAUGGUGGUUCUAAUAUUGAUGAUUCUUGGCACCGGAUACGAUUAUUAUCUAUCGAAAAAAGCAGUCUGUAAGAGCAAUGUAAUCUAUGAUUUGGAGAAACAUGGAAAACUCGAUCAUCUUACUAAUGGCGAUCGGAAGGUCAUAAACGCCGUUCAAGGUGAAGUCUACCUUCCUGUUCCAGUGGCAGAUUCUAAUAGCAAUGGUGUGCAGUCGAUCAAUAAUAACAAUGGUCUCGAGAAUGGUUUGCAACCGUCUACCAAAGAAGAGCAACAUCUUAGUAUUUUUGAAGAACUUCUACUUUCUUUCUCCGUUCCUGCUAAUGUGAAGAUUAUCUGCGACCGUAAUGUUGGCAGUGAUACAAUUAGCACUGUUCACGGACUCCGAGCGAUAUCGAUGGCCUGGGUCAUUCUUGGGCAUACAUGCAUUAUCGUUUUUAAGUAUUCGGAUAACAUGGAGUAUCGCAAAGUGGUAGAGAAGCGAUUCCUCUUCCAGACCAUCACAAACGGCGCUUUCAGCGUUGAUACAUUUUUCUUCAUGGGCGGUUUGCUCGUGAGCUUUCUGUAUUUCAGAACCAAUGCCAAGGGAGAUCUAAAGAGACUCACGCAGGGCACGCGAGGCUUCGCCGCAGGCACCCUAAAAUUUAUUGGGCUCCUUGUCUAUCGAUUUUGUAGGCUCACCACGCCGUAUAUGUUUAUUCUGGGUGUAGUAGAGAUCUCGAUGAAGUAUUUCUACACAAAUUCCGUUUUUGAGCCUCCUACAGCAGAUCACUAUAACUGUCCCAAUUAUUGGUGGAGAAAUUUGCUCUAUAUUAAUACUUGGUUUCCCGUCGAUCAAAUGUGUAUGCUCUGGAGCUGGUAUUUGGCGGACGAUACACAGUUCUAUAUUGUGGGUGGAGUGAUUUUGAUACUGGCUACGAAUCACUUCAAAAUCGCAGCUUCCGCGUUAGUUGGUUUGUUAGUAAGCUCAUGGAUAACUACUGGCUAUAUCGCUUUAGUUAAUAAUCAUAUGCCGAGCAUGGACGAUCCGUUGGCCCUCUUCGACAAAAUCUACGAUAAACCGUGGACAAGAUUAGGUCCUUAUCUGAUCGGCAUGAGUGUCGGCUACUUUCUCUUUAAGACUGAUUGUAAAGUGAAAAUGUCUAAGACUACCGUCGUUGUUGGAUGGCUCUUGUCUUCUGCGUGUCUCUUAAGUUUGCUUUAUGGUCUAUAUGAGACAGAGCUUACACCAGUCACUGGAGCUGCGUAUUCAUCUUUGAGUCACAGCGCGUGGGCGCUAGGCUUAGCGUGGAUCGUAAUAGCAUGUAGUACUGGCUACGGCGGAUACGUAAAUAAGAUUCUAUCGUGGCCGCUCUUAUAUCCGUUCAGCAGAGUGACUUACUGCUCCUAUCUAGUUCAUCCGCUUGUGAUUCGUCUAACCGCUAUGAAUCUAGACUCUCCGUUACACUUAGGCAAGGACAUAAUGAUGAUAACAUUUCUGGGGCAGCUAUCGCUGUCGUACGCAUUGUCAUUUAUAGUGUCAAUCGCUUUUGAAGCACCGGUGGUCAGUAUGCUGAAAAUUGUCUCACCGAAAAAGCGGAAACGUAUACAAUAGAGAUUAAAGUAUAUUUAAUAUAUGUCAUACACUCUCGUACAAUUAUUUAUACGAUCUUAU